Macrosteles quadrilineatus (aster leafhopper) is the source of this 4890-nucleotide messenger RNA. It is a transcript of the gene CenG1A, whose product is annotated as centaurin-gamma-1A. Lineage: Eukaryota; Metazoa; Arthropoda; Insecta; Hemiptera; Cicadellidae. Bases 264 to 2834 code for a protein of 856 amino acids. Gene Ontology annotation, molecular function: protein binding; GTP binding; GTPase activity. Gene Ontology annotation, cellular component: nucleus. The transcript has 16 exons. The record is from RefSeq and is a predicted model, not a curated record.
AUAGCUUAACAGUACGUGUCCGCGCUCGCGUCCUCAAUAAUUGUUUGUUUAUUAUGAAGAUCGGAUAUUUUUACGCUGUAAUCAAUUGUGCUUAACAUUUGUGAUCCUCAAGUGUAAUUAUUUGUUCACAGAGAUGUGUCAAGUGAAUUAUGGAUGGAGCAACUUUAGGUGCAGGUUAAUCCUGAAAGCCUCUUAUUUUAGGUUAUAAGUGCAUAGUGAAGUGUUUUUUGUAGAAUAUGUAAUAUUUAUUUUUAGCUAUUAUAAUGAAUUCGAGGCAAAUUCAGUCAUUCUUUAACAACUCAGCGGCUAUACGCCAGGAGAUUCAAAGAUUUGAAAGUGUUCACCCCUCUAUUUAUGCAAUAUAUGAUUUAAUAGAACUCAUACCAGACACUUUGAUUGCUCAGCAAAUCCGGGAUCAUGUCGUCUGCAUUGAAGAUUCCUUCGUCAACUCCCAGGAAUGGACGGUGUCGCGGUCAGUGCCGGACUUGCGACUGGGCAUCGUCGGAUCGUUGUGUUCAGGCAAGUCCGCCCUCGUCCACCGCUACCUCACUGGCUCCUACAUGCAGGAGGAGUCCCCUGAGGGAGGCAGGUUCAAGAAGGAGAUUCUCCUGGACGGGCAGAGUCAUCUGCUGCUCAUCCGCGACGAAGGAGGUCCUCCGGAGUUGCAGUUCACAACGUGGGUGGAUGCGGUGAUAUUUGUGUUCAGUCUUGAGAACGAAGCUAGUUUCAACGCCAUCUACAGCUACUUUACCAAGAUGGCGCACUUUCGCAACUCUGCAGAAAUCCCUCUCAUUCUCGUUGGCACACAAGACGCCAUCAGUGAGAGCAACCCUCGCGUCAUAGACGACGCAAGAGCUCGAAAGCUGGCUGCAGACCUCAAGCGCUGCUCGUAUUACGAGACCUGCGCCACCUACGGGCUCAACGUAGAGAGAGUGUUUCAGGAUGCAUGCCAGAAGAUAGUACAGCAGAGGUUAUCCCAGUCGACUACGUGUCUGGCAACUCCCAGCAACUCCCGUCCAUCUACUCCUCUAGGAGCUCCUCCACCUCCUCCUCUCACACUUCCUACCUCCUCCCCAGCUCCUCACUCCCCAGGCCACGCUCACACCAUCUCCCACAAGGAGGGAUCUGGUCUUGGUAGACAGAUGUGUCAAGCUCUGUCCUCUUCUAGUCAUCAACUACACAAGGCAGAUCUGCUACUAGACAACAACAAUGUUACCAAGGAUACCUUGACUAUCAGCACCAAGGAUUUACCCACACCUUCCUCCACCCCCACCACAACCAGAAAAACCCGUAGGAGAUCCAACUUGUUCAACCCCUCAAAAAAGGGUGAUGAAAAGCUGAGGAAUGGAGGAGAGUUAGGGAGUGGAAGGGCCAUCCCUCUCAAACAGGGUUACUUGUACAAGCGGAGCAGCAAAGCUUUAAACAAGGAAUGGAAGAAGAAGUAUGUUACGUUGUGUGACGAUGGAAGACUCACUUACCACCCUAGUUUGCAUGAUUACAUGGACGAUGUACAUGGCAAGGAGAUCUCGUUGCAGUAUGUUACUGUGAAGGUUCCAGGACAGAAGCCUCGUGGCUCCAAGACCAUUCCUCAGCCAUCCAACACCAACGGACUGCAUGAUUCUCUCACCUCUCUCUCCAUCACAACCAACUUGUCUGUGUUCCCAGGUUACCAGUCCAAGGAGAAAAGGGUUGCAGACAAGGUCCUUCUAACAGCUUUCGAACUGCUCAAGGAGCCAGGAAAACUCACUAAUAAUGAUGAGUCUUCAAUAAAUAAUUCCAUGUUCAAUGGAACAAGCGACUGCAAAGCAGAAACACCAAACGUCAAAAAAAGACAUCGCAGGAUUAAAAGUAGUGGUGUCAAAAACCAAGAAUGUGAAGACUCAGAUGGUUACGAGUUCCUUAUAGUUUCCCUGGACAACAAGCAGUGGCAUUUCGAGGCUAGCAACUCUGAGGAGAGGGAUGAAUGGGUUGCAGCCAUCGAGCAGCAAAUACUCAACUCUCUUCAGGGAAAUGAGAGCAGCAAGGUGAAGUCUCGGCUGCAGAAUUCUGUCGAGGUGGCUUCCCUGCAGUCAAUACGUACCAGAGUUCCCGGGAACAGUCACUGCGCAGACUGUGAUGCACCUAAUCCAGAAUGGGCUAGCCUCAACCUAGGAGUCUUGGUGUGUAUCGAAUGCUGUGGAAUACAUCGGAACCUUGGAUCACAUAUAUCCAGGGUUCGUUCUCUACACCUGGAUGAAUGGCCGCCUGGUCACCUGGCAGUGAUGUUGAGCAUUGGCAAUGCCAUGGGUAACUCUGUCUGGGAGGCUAUAGUGAAGGACCGAGCCAAGCCUACACCCUCCAGUAGCCGAGAGGAGAAGGAACGAUGGAUCCGCACCAAGUACGAGACCAAGGAAUUCCUGCCCACCUUGAAUGCAGGCAACCACUCACAGCAGUUCUUUGAAGCCAUCUGCAGAUCUGAUAUCAAAACACUGCUGCUUCUGCUGGCUCACAGAGGUGCUGAACUAGUCAACAGUGUGUCCAGCCCACGGGACCUGAGAACUCCCCUACACAUCGCCUGUGCCAUGGGGAACCUUCCUAUAGCUCAGCUACUUAUCUGGCACAAUGCCAAUGUAAAGGCAGUCGAUGGAGACGGAAGAACAUGUCUGACACUGGCCCGCGCGGCGCAGAGAUCCACCGCCACCACUGAGCUAGCUAGCGCGCAAGCCUGUGCUCUCGUAGAUCUGCUGGUGGCCAACGGAUGUCCAGAGCAAGGACAAGGAUCGAACCCUCAACCUCAACCUCCACGACACAAUAACAUUCCUCCCUUAGAUAAGUUACCGGCUAGUGUAAUUUAAGUUUCUUCUGUCUUACUAUCCCCGUCUAAUAUUCAGUGUUGUUCAGUUUACCUAAUUCAUGUCGAAGUAGUCUGGUUGGAUUACUUAUAUCUAAAAGCUUACUUAUAUCUUGUCAUUGUAGUUAUGAAUGGGUUAAGAAUUUAUGACAACUUUUGAGAUAAUGUAUUCUGUACAUUUACUAGCAAUCAUUGAUUAAAAAAUAAGUUUUUUGAAAGGUUUUAUUUGGAACUAGUAUAUCUAUAAUUUUGUCAAUCUCUGUAUCACUGUAUUUGUAUUUUUCACUCCACAAAUCUAUUACUAAGGGUGAGUUUCUCAAUGACAUUUUCAUACAUCACACAAAGACACUUUGGGUCUUCUUAAAUUAGGUAAACUGAACUUGCAAACCAAGUUACUUUAUUUAAUGUUAAGUUUUGUAAUGCAGAAUCUCUGUUUUUGUGUUUUAAAUGUAGUAAUCAUUUAAAAUCAUACCAAUAGAUAGGACACAUAAAAAUGGAUAUAAUUUUGAUGUCAUAUUAAUGAAAACGAAAACCCAGUCUAUGACACGAACCUGACAAUCUUUCAAACACUGACUGAGAAAAGUUAAAGUUAUAUAAUUACAAUAUAUACAGGGUGUGUACCAGCGGUUUUUGUAAGAAGACCGCUGGCACAGAGUUGUGGUAAAUGAAGACGUGUUUUAUUUUUAUUUUGCUGGAUUAACUUUAUUUAAAUCAGAAAACUUUGUUUCUUGAGAUUUAUCUGUUUUGUGGAAUGUCUACAGUAAGAAAUAUUGGAUCUUGUAUCAUAUGCUGUUACAAGUGUGAAAAGUAUUUAAACGGCCAGUAUUAUAAUAUUUUAUAUAAUUUAAAUUUUAAAGCUUAUUUUUCUUUUUUUAUAAGUACGAAGAAUAUUUUAAUCAAUUUUAUAUAAAUAAUCAAUAUUAUACAUUAUUAUACUUUUUUUACUUGUCAGCAACAAGUUUACCCAUGAAUCAUCAUUUUAUAUGUCUGUAUUUUAUCUGAUGAAGUACUGAUUGAUAAUAUUAAGUUUUUCCUCUGUGAUCGAUCUGCUGUAUAUAUUAACUUCAUAUAAAACCUCUGUAAACUGUUGUAUCAUACACUAUACCACUUAUUUAUUUAUUUUAUGGAUUACUUCUUUACACAUUAGUUAUAAAGACCAUAAUCGAUGUAUAUAAAGUUGGAUGCUAUUUAAAAAUUUCUUAAUUGUUUUGUAGAAGUUGUAAUGCUCAAAAGAAGUGUACUUACGAGUCUACUUGCCUUGGAAAAGUUAAGAAACCUAUCUCUGAACUUUCUGUUGUUUAUUUAACAAAAGGUCUCCUCAAUUACCAACAAUUGAAGUAGUUGAGAGAUGUUUUAGCAAAGAGGUAGCUACCAAAAAUAAUUUGGCUUAAAGAAUCAUUUUACGCCUACACGUACCAAUAUUUAUAUUAUAUUUAUUAUUUUUUAGUUCAAACUUAUGUCUUGGUAGCUGAGGGUUUAAGUGCUCGCCUAACAAACAAAAGGUCGCUGGUUCGAUCCUGUGAAGAGUCAGUAGCUUUUUGAUCAUUCGAAACUAGACCCAGCUGUUCCUGGUCAUUGGGCUUUAAAUAAAUGGUCCUGGCUAAUGAAACAGCUGAUCUUAGUCAGCAAUAAAGCUACACAGAUCACACUAUUCUACACUCAUCCUUCACUCAUAUUUGGGUUAAAAUACUCUCCUAGGAGGCAUCCCCAUCUCAAUGAUUGAUAAUUGAUCUUAUUUAGAUGUUAUUUGCCAAGGCCAAUUAAUGAUGCUUUCUAACAACAAUCAACUACAUCAUUCCCCUGUGUUUUUUAGGGUUUAACAAUUUCCUUUCAAAAGACAAACAUCUUUCUUUGAUGCAGGAUUUCUUUUUAGGGACUAAAAUUAUCAGUUUUGAGUUUUACAAAUCAAAUAAAAUAUUUUAACUUCCUGCCAGACAGUUUUAAGGUGAAAGAAUGACUGCUUAUUAUACUUUUUAAUAGGAAGAAGCAUACAUCAUUGAGCUAUCCCAGAAUGUCAUUAUUCUUAAAAGUAAUUCUUCUAAAUUGCCUCAUUCAAUAGA